This is a messenger RNA of Haemonchus placei, 429 nucleotides long. NCBI's taxonomy places the organism in Eukaryota, Metazoa, Nematoda, Chromadorea, Rhabditida, Trichostrongylidae. The record is from the annotation of a GenBank genome assembly.
AUGCGGAAGCUUGUUAUCCCGAAAUACUACGGUCGUCCUUCCAUUGGCUUGGCUUUAUUCGGCUGCACAAAUCGACCAUUCUACCACGUCUGUGUAUUUCCUGAUAGAGCUCUGGGACGGAGAUACGAAGGCAAUAUUAUCGAGCAGCUUGGGACGUUUGAUCCACUGCCCAAUUCAAGAAACGAAAAACUUGUGUCUUUCAACUUUGGCCGAUUGAAGUAUUGGAUUGGAGAGCGUAACGCUCAUAUAUCUGUUCCCGUAUUGGAACUUCUCGGUCUGUCUGGAUUGUUUCCUAUCCAUCCGAAGACUUUCAUUCGAGCGCGGCACAACAGGGAAGCUGCGGCUGCUUCAGCGCAAACCAAAGAGAUAGGGGCCGAUAGUGAAGAAGCCACAGAAGAAGCCACAGAGGUUGCUUUUGAUACCCAUUAA